AUGUCCCUAUCUGGAAAGGCCAAUGAAGGAACUCUGCAGAUUCCUUGUAAGCGUAAGAUUCUCGAGGCCUUCUGGCCAUGCGAUACCACGACACUACUAGAAGUGGAAGAUGACGGAGAGAGAUGCCCGUGGGAUGCGUACUUUCGACACUAUACAACGGAAUGCAGGAAAGCGAUUGGAUCCGCUUGCGGUGAGCAUGUGACCGUUCGGGCGCACCAAGAUAUCAUAGAUAUCGUCCGACAUAUCGAAGCAGGAGCUACGAAAGAAGUGAUCAAGAGAUCGUUAGUGGUACUCGAUACGCAGCAAAGAAGUGAAGAAGCUAAAAGCCGGAUGGCAGAAGGGUCCGUUCGACUUGUGGCGCGCUUGUUUUUGAUGAUCGACGUCGGAGCCCCGUCACAGUAUUGGAUAUGGGGUCCUAGUUUUCUGCCUUGGGAUGACGAGCAUGACGAUCUGAAGACGGUACUUAAGAAUCACUUCGUCAUAAGUUCAAGACAGACUGGGAAUCUUGUGUUUGAGGAAGAGUUCACUGCAUUUAAUUUGCAGCGCUUCACUGGGGUGAAAAUUCAAUGGAGCAACAAUCUCACCGAUCAUUUGCGACUCGUCGAUAACGACCGAAGGCUUUGCAUUUUCCAUCAUGCGACUUUCCUCCAGCAUCAAACGAGUGAAAUCUUUCCAAAGAAUCUCGUUGGCGAAACGCUUCGAACGUUGGAUUUAUUGUUCCCACGACAAGACACAGAUACCCAAAGAUGGUUGAAAUCUCAACAAUCGCGAGACGAUGACACCUUGACUCCGGACAUUUCGCUGCUGAAUCGAAACAUGAUGAUGUCGACUGAUCGCCGUGCUAUAAACUUCGAGUACUGGCGCGAUGAGUUGAUGAGCUUGAAGGAAAGAUUCGAUCAGCCUAAACCAACCUCCCUCUCUCAAUUCUGGUACGAUCGAAGAAACCGGCCUCAAUGGUACACCUUCUGGAUCGCUGUUACAGUCCUUGGUCUCACGGUUUUCUUCGGCCUUGUACAAAGCAUCGAGGGAGCUUUGCAAGUAUACAAAGCAUAUCAUCCAGUACCCAGUUAG
This is a messenger RNA of Alternaria alternata, 1071 nucleotides long. RefSeq lists its product as hypothetical. The transcript has 2 exons. The record is from RefSeq and is a predicted model, not a curated record. Bases 1 to 1071 code for a protein of 356 amino acids. Lineage: Eukaryota; Fungi; Ascomycota; Dothideomycetes; Pleosporales; Pleosporaceae.